AUGCCGUCAACGUCUCAUUUUCUAGCUCUUGUCACAGCCGCAACAGGCGCGCUGGGCCACGCCGUUGUCACGAAACCGCAGCCCCGUGUUGCCGGCCCGGCGUACACAGAACUCUGCGGGAGUACAUACUCAACUUACAUGGAAAAAGACCCAGCCGGCCCCAUCGAAAACGGCGUCGCCCAAGCCGGCUCCAGCCUAGGCUGCAACGCCUACCUCUGCCGCGGCUACCAGUACGAAGACAACGAAGCCGCAGCCUACAAGGUCGGUGAUGUGGUUGUUUUUCACGUUGACUUGAUUGCGGGACAUCAUCCCGGUUUUGCGAACGUCUCCGUAAUUGACCUCGCGACCAACACCAUCCUUGGCGAUCCGCUCAAGGUAUGGGAUGACUGGCCGAAUGCUACGGCUACCACGCCCCGGUCUGAUAUCGACUUCAACGUGACCAUCCCGGAAAGCCUCACCUCAGCCUGUGAUGUCGGCGGGAAGUGUGCCAUACAAUGGUACUGGUAUGCUGGGGGUAAUAAGCAGACUUAUGAGAGCUGUGUUGACUUUUAUGUUCCGGCGUGA
This is a messenger RNA of Dichotomopilus funicola, 564 nucleotides long. RefSeq lists its product as uncharacterized. Lineage: Eukaryota; Fungi; Ascomycota; Sordariomycetes; Sordariales; Chaetomiaceae. The transcript is spliced from 5 exons. The record is from RefSeq and is a predicted model, not a curated record. Bases 1 to 564 code for a protein of 187 amino acids.